Bolinopsis microptera is the source of this 783-nucleotide messenger RNA. RefSeq lists its product as uncharacterized. NCBI's taxonomy places the organism in Eukaryota, Metazoa, Ctenophora, Tentaculata, Lobata, Bolinopsidae. The coding region runs from base 24 to 539 and encodes 171 amino acids. The record is from RefSeq and is a predicted model, not a curated record. The transcript is spliced from 6 exons.
AAAUAAUUUGAGCUGAUAGAGAAAUGGCAGCCGCUGAUCAUUUCAGUAGUCUUCCAGGAGAAGAAGUGGGUGGGGCCAGAGGGCAGAUGAUUUACACAGGAAAUAACGGUAUAGGAAACUACCGAUCCCACGUGGUCACGGACUACGAGUGUAUAGGGGAGACAAUUGGUAAUCCAAGCAGCACUACCAGCAUGAAGUUCUUAUCUAGGGAGCCUGAGGGUUCCAAGUAUCCUCCCCGGAGGAAAGCUUACGUGGGGGAAGUGGGUUGGAUGGUGGAGGAUAAGUUCCACAACUCGGUUAACGACAAAGUCCUCAAAUCCGGUAAUCAGAUCCAGCUCAAAGUUUACAGACAGUCUCUUGAAGACAACGCUACUAACAGAGCUAUUCACACUAUACCAGUACCAGAUUACGGUGAUAGAGGUGUGUCAGGAUAUGCUCCAGGUAUGCCGCUAAACGAAUCACUUGGUUACACGGACGGGACCAGGCAAUACCCAAUGAGAGUGGACACCUCAACAAGCACCCUCGAUACUGAUAAAUAGGUGUAAGUGGACGAGGAUCAUUAAACUGGUCGGAAAAUGAGAGGAGUUCGGCAAUUAGUGGUCAUUGGACAAACGAUGACUCAAAAUUUGUUAAUAGUUUAUUUUUAAUGGCAUUUGUUUUGAGCCCGAGAUAAUAAUUUGUUAUUUAUGGUAAUUUAAAAUUUAGUUUUACUCUUAAGUUAAUCAGGCAUGCUCAGGUGUAAUUUGAAAAUACAAUCACGCUAUUUUAUAGUAUUUCGCUUGA